Ceutorhynchus assimilis (cabbage seed weevil) is the source of this 1887-nucleotide messenger RNA. Lineage: Eukaryota; Metazoa; Arthropoda; Insecta; Coleoptera; Curculionidae. The record is from the annotation of a GenBank genome assembly.
AUGGAAAAGUACGAACAAAUUGCUGUGGUCGGAGAAGGUUCUUAUGGUCUGGUAAUGAAAUGCAGACACAAGGAAACCGAUCAGAUUGUGGCGGUCAAGAAGUUUCUUGAAACCGAAGAGGAUGCGACGAUUCGCAAAUUAGCCCUUAGAGAAAUAAGAAUGUUAAAAAGACUGAAGCACGAAAACUUAGUUACUAUGAUCGAAGUGUUUCGCUUCAGAAAACGAUUUUACAUAGUUUUCGAGUUUUUGGCUGGCACCGUUUUGGACGAAUUAGAAAAAAUGCCAGGAGGAUUGGGGGAAGAAAGGACCAGGGAGAGGAUUUAUCAAGUUUGUCGGGCUAUCAAUUAUUGUCAUAGCAAUAAUAUUAUGCAUAGAGAUGUCAAGCCAGAAAACAUUCUGGUAUCAUCCUUAGGCGUAGUCAAAUUGUGCGAUUUUGGAUUUUCAAGACUAGUAAGUUCAAAUGGUGAACCUUGCACUGAAUAUGUAGCCACAAGAUGGUAUAGGGCACCUGAAUUAUUAGUAGGCGAACCAGUUUAUGGUGCGUCAGUCGACAUAUGGGCCAUCGGUUGUCUAUUUGCCGAAAUGAUUACUGGAGACCCAUUGUUUCCCGGAGAAAGUGACAUCGAUCAACUGUAUUUGAUUGUCAGAAUGUUGGGUAAACCGUGUAUAAGACACCAGCAUUUGAUGGCCAAAAAUACACAGCUAAGGCCUAUGAUUAAGACGCCUUCGCAAGACACUUUGGGAUUUUACAAAGUUUUCCCCACGUGGCCUUUGAUAGCCAUAGAUUUUCUGCAUAGCUGUACGAGAAUGGAUCCUCACGAAAGGCUUUCUGCUGAGGAAUUGUUGAAGCAUGCGUUUUUCACCCACGAUAAGUUUCCUAAUAGAUUUUUGCCUGCUCUAAGGGAUAAAGUUAAUAUUGAGUUUAAUACGCCUUUGUUGAGGAAGAUGAAGGGGGAAAUUCUUAUUUCUACUGAUAGGAGAGAUGAAUCUAAGAUUAGGAAGAUGCCUCAAGAGUCGAACUGGAGAUUUAGCUUAACAGAAGGUACCAUGAAACGAAAGUACACCGCAGAUGCUACAGAACAAACUAUUGUUGAAAAAAACCUCAUAACUCUAUCCAAAACUAGCCAGCGCUUGAAUAUUUUAAAUAACAACAACUCGAAACAAGUGUUAUCAAAGCCCAGCCUGGUUCAAACUAAGUCGCACUCGAAAUUCAAGCUUCCCACAAGCGAAAUUCAAAUGUUGGAAAAAUCAUUGGAAAAUUUAGUGAAGAUUAACAAAUACGAUGAAAAUAGACCAAUAUCUGAUCAUAAUACUCGUUUAUCGGCUGAAUCGCCUACUUACAACACAUUCCAUUUUGGUCUUGGAGACCAUUCUAGUAGUAAAUCACCAAAUUUCCAUAGCAUUCUUCAUCCAAGUAUAAAUAAUAUAAGCUUCAAUCGAGAGCAACCAAAAAGAUCACCAAAUAUUUUACAAACUAAUCAAAAAUCAAACCAGGUGCCUAACAUUUCAAAUUCACGAAAUCACUACUUGAAGAAGUUGGACAGAAAUGUUGAAAAUAUUUUUGCUCAAGGAGAUCAUGCAAAUAAUAUUGGGAUACAUACACCUCAUUGGUUGAACAGUUUUAAUAAUAAUUCAAAUAUGACGUUGAGAAAACGAGAACCUCUUAAUAGAAGCAGGAAUGAUGAUUUUUCUUUGCCAAAUUUGCCUGGAGCUGCAAUUUCUCCAAAUAAAACUAAAAAAAAGAAUAGCAUUCCAGAACUAGAGCUUCCUGAUCCAGCAGAAGUAUCACCAGCUUACAGGUAUAGAAAAGCUAAAAGAAAACGCCAUAUCCUGGACAUAAGCUUACCAAUGCCUGUUAAGGAAAAGUCGAAAUUUGUUUACAAAUAA